Heterocephalus glaber (naked mole-rat) is the source of this 993-nucleotide messenger RNA. Its product is annotated as olfactory receptor 5T2. The record is from RefSeq and is a predicted model, not a curated record. Gene Ontology annotation, molecular function: olfactory receptor activity. Gene Ontology annotation, biological process: G protein-coupled receptor signaling pathway. Gene Ontology annotation, cellular component: membrane. NCBI's taxonomy places the organism in Eukaryota, Metazoa, Chordata, Mammalia, Rodentia, Bathyergidae.
AUGAACAAUAUUACUGCAGUUACAGCAUUCGUUCUCAAGGGCUUCACAGAUGACACUCAGCUGCAGACCAUUCUCUUUUUCCUGUUUCUAGCUAUUUACUUUUUCACUCUUAUGGCAAACGUAGGCCUGAUUCUAUUGGUCAUUGAGGAUUCCCAGCUGCACAACCCAAUGUACUAUUUUUUGAGUGUGUUAUCAUUUGUGGAUGCCUGUUUUUCUACUGUAAUUACUCCAAAAAUGUUAGGAGAUUUUAUGUCAAAAAGGAAGGUCAUUCUAUUUCCUGAAUGUGCAGUGCAGAUGUUUCUUGCUGUUACUUUUGGGACCACAGAGUGCUUUAUCUGGGCAGCAAUGGCUUAUGACCGCUACGUAGCCAUCUACAACCCUCUGCUGUACUCCGUGAGCAUGACCCCCAGGAUCUAUGUGUCACUCAUUGCCGCUUCCUGUGUUGGGGGACUUUUGCAUUCUACAAUACAUACAGUGGCCACUUUCAGCCUCUCCUUCUGUGGGUCCAAUGAAAUUAGACAUAUCUUUUGUGAUAUCCCUCCUCUUCUUGCUAUCUCCUGUUCUGACACUCAUAUCAAUGAGCUUCUACUCUUCCUCUUUGUGAGCUCCAUUGAGGUGGUCACCAUCCUGAUCGUCCUCAUCUCUUAUGGUCUCAUCCUGUUGGCCAUUCUGAAAAUGCCUUCUACUGAAGGAAGGAGGAAAGUGUUCUCUACCUGUGGCUCUCACCUAACUGGAGUGUCGCUUUAUCAUGGGACAAUCCUCUUCAUGUACGUGAGACCGAGUUCCAGCUAUGCCUUGGAGCAUGACAUGAUAGUGUCCAUGUGUUACUCUAUUGUCAUUCCCAUGCUGAAUCCUGUCAUCUACAGUUUGAGGAACAAAGAUGUCAAAGGGGCCUUAAAAAGACUGUUCAGAAAAUGUGUGUGUAGGGAUAAAACUGAAUUUUUCUCAGCAAAAUUUGAGCUGAAUAAUCUUGUUUUAGAUAAGCAGUGUUAG